Messenger RNA from Prunus avium (sweet cherry), 409 nucleotides. NCBI's taxonomy places the organism in Eukaryota, Viridiplantae, Streptophyta, Magnoliopsida, Rosales, Rosaceae. The record is from RefSeq and is a predicted model, not a curated record.
GCUCCCGUCUAUCUCAUAUACACCCCAGAUUCGCUCCUAAAACCCUAAAUCGUGCAUAUACCCCGGUAAGAUUUUCAUUUUUCCUGCUUUGCCUACAAAUCGGAUUCUUCAAAAUCCUCCACAUCUAGAGCUACCAAUCAGCCAACUUUGAAUUCCAUCUCACUGAGGUCCAAUGGCUGCUGCUCCUAACAAUGCGCCGACGGCUGUGGACAAGGAACAGAUUUUUGGUAUGGCAGAGAAGGAGAUGGAGUACAGGGUUGAGUUGUUUAACAAGCUUACCCACACAUGUUUCAACAAGUGCGUUGAGAAGAAGUACAAGGAGGCUGAGUUAAAUAUGGGUGAAAACAGUUGCAUUGAUCGCUGUGUCUCAAAAUACUGGCAUGUAAGUUAUCAAUCUGUUUUCUUAUGA